UAUCCAACUUUUUUACAAAUGGCAAAUACUGGUUUUUGCGCCUUUUGUUGUCGGAGAAAGUGGGUGAAAAGGGAUUGGGCUAUCGCAACCGUCGCAAUCACCGUCAUCAUCGCCGCCGUCAUUAUCGUCAUCCUCUUUUUCACUGUCUUCUCCGAUUCUCGUAACCGCAAAACUUCCUCGCCUACUUUUGCUCCUCCUUCCGCCGGCGAUUUCGUUCCGUUGACUUUGCUUCAAAGUGCCAAAGCUACAGGCGCCUUUUGCUUAGAUGGAAGUUUACCUGGAUAUCAUUUCCAGAAAGGCUUUGGAUCUGGUUCUAGCAAUUGGCUUCUCCACAUUGAGGGUGGAGGUUGGUGUAAUUCAAUAGAAUCAUGUAAUAGUCGAAAAGGAACAUCUUUAGGUUCAUCAAAUUACAUGGAACAUCAAGUUCAAUUUUCUGGGAUUUUAAGCCAAGACCCUUCUCAAAAUCCAGAUUUUUAUAAUUGGAACAAAGUUAAGCUACGUUAUUGUGAUGGUGCAUCUUUUGCCGGCCACCCUGAAAGUGAGUUCAAGAAUGGAACAGAACUUUUCUUUAGAGGCCAACUAAUUUGGGAAGCAAUGAUGAAUGAACUCUUAUCACUUGGCUUAUCUAAGGCAAAAGAGGCACUUCUUACAGGAUGUUCUGCUGGGGGGUUAGCAACUUUUAUACAUUGUGAUGACUUUCGUGAUCAGCUGCCAAAGGAUGCUACCGUUAAGUGUCUUGCAGAUGCAGGUUAUUUCCUUGAUGAGCCAGAUAUUCUUGGAAAUCGCACCAUGCUUGCUUUCUAUCGCGAUGUUCUCCAACUUCAGGGCGUAGCAAAAAGUUUGCAGCAGGAUUGUGUUGGAAGAAUGGAACCGGUUAAGUGUAUCUUCCCUCAAGAAAUUAUCAAAAAUGUUAAGACCCCAUUUUUCGUUGUCAAUCCAGCUUAUGAUUCUUGGCAGAUAGAAAAUAUCUUAGUCCCUAUUGGAUCAGAUCCCCAAGGCUAUUGGAGCAGUUGCAGAUUAAGCAUUAAGAAGUGUGAUGCUACACAAAUCAAAAGACUACAAGGUUACCGUGAUGCUAUGCUUAAGGCACUAAGCAUGUUUCAAAGAAACGAGGAAGGGGGUAUGUUUAUAAAUUCUUGCUUUUCUCAUUGCCAGACAUCAUAUUCUGCAUGGCAUUCACCCAAUUCUCCAAGAAUCAACAAUAAGACCAUGGCCGAGUCAGUGGGUGAUUGGUACUUCAAUCGGAAAGAAUCGAAGCUUAUUGACUGCCCUUAUCCAUGCAAUCCCACUUGCAAUAACGAUGACUACACUUGAUUUCAGGUCGUCCGUUUUAUCUGCUGCUGUAUGAAUGGAUUCCAUAUGUUUGAUCGACUUUUCAAUACCCCUGGCAAGUUGGAUAUACUCGCUCUGUAUUCUUUAUUUUAAAUAACAUUGAUGUACACUUUGUAUAUCAUCCUCUAAUUGGUAAUUUCAAAAAGCUUUAAAAUCUUUCAUUCAAA
Molecule: messenger RNA, 1499 nt
Organism: Gossypium raimondii (Peruvian cotton)
Lineage: Eukaryota; Viridiplantae; Streptophyta; Magnoliopsida; Malvales; Malvaceae
Product: pectin acetylesterase 5
Exons: 13
Coding region: 19-1314 (431 amino acids)
Molecular function (GO): hydrolase activity
Source: RefSeq, a predicted model, not a curated record